Messenger RNA from Talaromyces rugulosus, 612 nucleotides. RefSeq lists its product as uncharacterized. Gene Ontology annotation, cellular component: cytoplasm; nascent polypeptide-associated complex. NCBI's taxonomy places the organism in Eukaryota, Fungi, Ascomycota, Eurotiomycetes, Eurotiales, Trichocomaceae. Gene Ontology annotation, biological process: protein targeting to membrane. The transcript is spliced from 3 exons. The coding region runs from base 1 to 612 and encodes 203 amino acids. The record is from RefSeq and is a predicted model, not a curated record.
AUGGCCAACCCUAGAGUCGAAGAACUUCCUGACGAGGACGUCACCAAGGCUGGCGUUGAAGACGCUGGCAGCAGCUCCGAGUCUGAAGCCGGUGAAGAGACCACCAUCCCCGGCGGUGCUGCCGUCACCAUCCACUCUCGCAACGAGAAGAAGGCUCGCAAGGCCAUCGCUAAGCUCGGCCUCAAGCACGUCCCUGGCAUCACCCGUGUCACUCUUCGCCGCCCCAAGAACAUCCUUUUCGUCGUCAGCCAACCUGAUGUCUACCGCUCUCCUUCCUCCAACACCUGGAUUAUCUUCGGAGAGGCCAAGAUCGAAGACUUGAACGCCCAGUCCCAGAUCAACGCUGCCCAGCAACUGGCUGCCGCCGAGGGCGCCAACGCUGACCACGCCGGCCACGACCACUCCCACGAGGGCAAGGGCAAGGCUCCCGAGACCGAGGCCAAGAAGGAGGAAGAGGAAGACGACGGCGAGGAAGUCGAUGACUCUGGUCUGGAGGCCAAGGACAUUGAGCUCGUCAUGGCUCAGGCCAGUGUGUCCCGAAAGAAGGCCGUCAAGGCUCUGAAAGAGAACGACAACGACAUUGUCAACUCCAUCAUGGCGCUCAGCAUAUGA